UCGGUCGUCCGUGGUCCUUAGAGAUGGAGAACGCACUUCUACCAUGGAAGAGUUUCAGUUGCGACUGAGUAUGGAUAUAUCUGAUUCCUCAACCUCAUCUGACGGCCCUACGCGCACAUUUUCCUCCUCAUCUGAGGAUUCCACCUCCAUGGAUGCUUCAGAAAUGCACUGAAGCUACUAACAUUGCAGCUGUUGUUAUGAGCUUUAUAUUUUGAAAGGAAGGCAGAUGUCUUACCAGGUAAAAUUUUAGUAUCAGAGUAUAAUUUUUAUAGUUUUUAUUUUUUUUC
Messenger RNA from Penaeus vannamei (Pacific white shrimp), 287 nucleotides. Lineage: Eukaryota; Metazoa; Arthropoda; Malacostraca; Decapoda; Penaeidae. The record is from RefSeq and is a predicted model, not a curated record.